This is a messenger RNA of Dioszegia hungarica, 1272 nucleotides long. RefSeq lists its product as uncharacterized. Gene Ontology annotation, molecular function: electron-transferring-flavoprotein dehydrogenase activity; flavin adenine dinucleotide binding. The record is from RefSeq and is a predicted model, not a curated record. Lineage: Eukaryota; Fungi; Basidiomycota; Tremellomycetes; Tremellales; Bulleribasidiaceae. The transcript is spliced from 7 exons. Bases 1 to 1272 code for a protein of 423 amino acids. Gene Ontology annotation, cellular component: cytoplasm.
AUGUCCGAGACCAAGAACAUCAUUAUUAUCGGAGCAUCUGCGGCCGGCCACACGCUUGCCAACUCCCUUCUCCCCCAUCUUCCGACCACCCACAGGAUCCUCGUAAUCGACGCGAGCGACUAUGCGUACUGGGCGCCAGCUGGUAUCCGUGCAGCCGUCAAGCCAGGAUGGGAGAAGCGCGUCACGGUCCCCGUCUCGACUGAAACUUUCUUCCCUGCCGGCUCGGCGCACCAGGUCAUCGCGCCCAACAAGGUUGUUGAGCUCAAGAAGAACUCGAUCGUGCUGGAGAAGCCAUUCGAGGGGUCUAAGGAGGUGCAAUUUGCGAAAUGUGUUCUCGCCACGGGUGCUCUCCAGCCUGCCCCUAUGCGCGCCGAGCUCGGAUCGAGCAUGGCCGACAUGCAGACUGUUCUGAGGAAGAUGCAGACCGAGAUUGCCCAGGCCAAGAAGGUGGUUGUGAUCGGUGGUGGACCGGUCGGCGUUGAGUUUGCAGGAGAAGUACGCGAGCUGCUCCCUAGCACCAGCAUCACCAUUGUGCACAACCAAUCCCGUAUCCUCAACCCCUCGUCCAACCCCAAUCCCGCGCAAAAGGCUGAAGCAUGGUCCGCUCCUUCCUCUUACCCGAAGCUGUCUACCGCUCUCGAAGCCGAACUCAAGGCGCUCAACAUCGACGUGAUCCUGAACGACCGCGUCGACAUUCCAUCAGGCGAAGCAAGCGAAGGCGCAUGGAAUGGCACCUCGGGCUCACUAGGCGGGGUCAAGACCCUCAAGCUCCAGUCGGGCAAGACGGUUGAGGCGGACUAUGUGUUCGUUUCCGUGGGUAACAAGUCCGGCGCGGGACUGGUAGAGCAGGCAGACAAGGGCGCGAUCGAUGGCAGCAUGGUCAAGGUGGACGAGUUCUUGCGGGUGACUUCCUCAUCUCCUGACUCUAUCCUCUCGGCCGACUACUACGCCAUCGGAGAUGUCUGCAACACACCCGGUUGGAAGACCAGUCAGACCGCAGUCGCUGAUGCCCAAUACGCUGCCACAAGCAUCCUUGCCGAGGUCAAAGGCACCAAGCCGAAGAAAUACGCCCGCUCUCCCAUGCACGCCCUCCUCGUCCCACUAGGCACCUCCCGCGGAGCUGGGUCCAUCACCGUUCCAUACCUCGGAACAUUCAUGGCGCCCAAGAUGGUCGUCGGCUUCAAAGCGAAGGACCUCUUCAUCGGUCAGGCCUUCGUUGGGAUUUUCAAGGGGGCGGAGAAGGUAUCUGUGCCGGAUGUGGCGGCGGCUUAA